Molecule: messenger RNA, 315 nt
Organism: Rhagoletis pomonella (apple maggot)
Lineage: Eukaryota; Metazoa; Arthropoda; Insecta; Diptera; Tephritidae
Exons: 1
Coding region: 1-315 (104 amino acids)
Biological process (GO): DNA integration
Molecular function (GO): nucleic acid binding
Source: RefSeq, a predicted model, not a curated record
AUGUUCUCGGACAACGGCACAAAUUUUGUGGGCGCCGAAAAGCAUCUGCGCAACAGUUUACAACAGUGCAUGACAGAUGACAGAUUUCCGUCAUUUUUUAGCGAUCUGAACAUUGAUUGGCGUUUUAACCCCCCAGCCGCACCCCACAUGGGUGGAUACUGGGAGAUUGGCAUCAAGCGUGUUAAGUACCAUCUGAAACGUACAUUAGGCGAUACUCUCCUGUCAUACGAGGAGUUCAAUACGUUAUUGACUGAAAUUGAAGCUUGCGUGAACUCUCGGCCUUUGUGCGACUACUCAACAAAUGUUAGCGACUAG